UCCGGGUAGACCAGCGCUGACAGCUGCACACCAUGCAACAUGUUAAGGAAAAUGCUUUAGGACUAAUACUAAAAACGUACAGCUCUUUCCCCUCUAUGGUCCAUAAUCUAAAACCCAAGCAGAAAGUGCCUAGAGUUGGUCCUUAUAAUAAUUCUGUAUAUACUAAUUAAUUGUGAGUACACAGUAGACACAAAUACUCUUCCCUUACCUAGGGAUAGAUGAUGUUCAUCACAUCAUCCGCGUACAUGGCGGCUGGUUCGGUUCCUCAUCCUCAAGACGCACUGAUUGUGGUGGACAAGAGGGGACUUCUAUAUUAUACGAUCAGCGACGGAAUGAGAGGAAUGUUAGUGACAGUCAGAGACUUUUAAUUCAGGGAAUUAAGGGAAACCAGGCGCUGAAUAAACGAAUUAAAAAUCUUUAAUUGUCAAGAAAUGAAGUGGAUUUAUGUCGCAUUGGCCGAUGCAUAAAGUGACUUGUUGAGGACAGGUAUAACUUCUGAAGGUAGAAGACCAGACGUUUUGUUCUGCUGCUUUGAGGAACACGAGACCGGAAGGAGCUACGCGAUGUGAUGCUAAUGCUAAUGUUGUGAUGCUAAUGUUAGCUCGGUGCGUGUAGCCAGCUAGUGCUGCUGAUAAACACUGCUUUACAUGGCUUACAUUAAGGGUGCAAUCAUCCGGAAAUAGUAUUUCGUGUCCAGCUCUCGCGAGAUUACGCCAUGAGCAGGUCCAGUCUGUUCGCGUGUGAGGACCCGGACCGGUGGAGGAGGGUCUACGACCAAUACUGGGACGUGGUGGAGGCCAAGUCCGCAGUGAAAGGAAAAAAGUCUGGAAAACUUCAACCCCUUGAAAAGUGGUAUCAGGAGCAGCUGCCCGCACUCAUCUCCAGCCGGUCUGAGAGAUACGUGACCCAUCCAGAGCUGGUGAAGCUCAUGGAAUGGAAGCUGACUAGGGGGUCCUUCCGGCCGCGGCUGCAGCAGCUGCUGGCGUCCAACGCGGCGGCGGCGGUGGAGCUCUGCUCCCGAACGGCCUUCUCCCUCCUCCCCGACGUCCGCGCCGCCAUCGCAGAGCUCAGUGCCCUGAAGGCCGUCGGCCCGGCAACCGCCUCCGCGGUGCUGGCGGCCGGGUGCCCGGAGCACGCCGCCUUCAUGUCCGACGAGGGGGUGGGGAGCGUGCCCGGACUCACCCCCAUCCAGUACACCGCCCGGCACUACCACCGCUACCUGGACCGCCUGCUGGAGCGCACCGCCCAGCUCAACCAGGCGGACCCCGAGCGAGACUGGACCCCCCAUCGGGCGGAGCGCUGCCUGUGGGCGUGGGCGGUGGCCGGGCGGCUGCAGCUCCCCCUGCUGGAGGAACAGGGGGGAGGCGGGGAGAGGCGGAGCCUGGAGGCCGACGAGAGACCAACGAAGAAGAGGAGGACCGACUAAAGGCCCCUUCAUCAUCCUGGGUUUAUCCAUACGGGUUUAUGUUUCACCUUUGACCUUUGAAUGCCAGAGAUCUCAUUUCAUUUGACUUAAUAAAUUGUGAAUUGUUUAUAUUGAAGAAAAACCCGGAAUGAAUUAACCGUUCUUUAGUCGCCACACGUUGGUGAGCCUAAGGGGGCUCCAGCCCAACAGGGGUUCACACGAUGCUACCUGGCCCCCCAGG
Messenger RNA from Gadus chalcogrammus (walleye pollock), 1646 nucleotides. RefSeq lists its product as uncharacterized. The record is from RefSeq and is a predicted model, not a curated record. Lineage: Eukaryota; Metazoa; Chordata; Actinopteri; Gadiformes; Gadidae. The transcript has 7 exons. Bases 716 to 1426 code for a protein of 236 amino acids.